CUGUUGUUGCAUUGCGAAAGUCACUGCCCCACCUCCAAAUCUUUGAAGUGCCUGAGAACAGGGACCCCAAUGUGAACAUGCCCACCGGGAUAUAACUCCAACUAUAUAUCAUCCAAGUGAUCCGCAAAGGAAAUUUUUGGUUUUCUGCCUCCGAGUCGCAUGUCAUUGUUUCGCCUCUCUGCUUCUCCCUUUAAAGGAUCCAGGGUUCCUUCUCUUGUCGCAAGCUUCCAAUUUGCGUCAAACCACUUCUCAAAACCUACAUUGUUGAACCCUCGAUUACUCCGCACGAUGGCGACUUCACAAUCAGGAAAGGGCACAAAGACCGUGUUCACUUUGAACACUGGUGCUAAGAUGCCCGGUGUUGGGCUUGGUACCUGGCAAUCCAAACCCAACGAAGUCCGCGAGGCAGUCAAGAACGCUCUGCAAAUCGGCUACCGUCACAUCGAUACCGCUCUUGCAUACGGCAAUGAAGCAGAGGUUGGCCAGGGAAUCAUCGACUCGGGCGUUCCCCGCGAAGAGAUCUGGAUCACCACUAAGCUCGACAAUCCCUGGCACAAGCGUGUCAACGAAGGCAUCGAAUCCUCCUUGAGAGACCUGAAGACGGACUAUGUCGAUCUCUACCUCAUGCACUGGCCCAGCUCGUCGGUUCCUGAGGAUUUGAAGAAACACUAUGACGACUGGAACUUCAUCGAUACCUGGCGUGAGAUGCAGAAGCUCGUCGGCACCGGCAAAGUUCGAAAUAUCGGCGUGUCCAACUUUGUGAUUUCCAACCUCGAGAAGCUUCUGAAUGCGCCCUCAACGAAGAUUGUACCGGCUGUGAAUCAGAUUGAACUUCACCCUAACAUGCCUUCACCAAAGACUUUGGCAUACUGCAAAGAGAAGGGAAUCCACUGCACAGCGUACUCCUGCUUGGGCUCGACGGACUCACCUCUGGCCCACGACCAGACUCUCCAAAAGAUUGCGGACGCACACGGCAAGACUCCUCAGCAGGUGCUGUUGAUGUGGGGACUUCAGAGAGGUACCAGCGUCAUCCCGAAAUCUGUCACCAAGUCGCGAAUUGAGGCAAACUUCCAACUGGACGGUUGGGAACUGACACAAGAGGAGAUGGAUGCGCUUAGCAAUAUCAAGAGCCGCUUCAAGGUGUGCGGUGAUUCUUGGUUGCCCAUCAAAGUCUUCUUCAACGAGGAGGGAGAUGGUGGUGACGUUCCUUCCCAUUAGCUGUGUCACCGCUGGCAACCUUGGAGAUAGCAACGAAGCAUGGUGGCCGAUGUUCUGCGGAAGACACCUUCUGCGGCGUUGGGAAAGUAACAAGCGAUGAUUUGAGUACGGGGUUUUGGCUGAAAGAGAGAAAUGUCGCACAAUAUAUCGUGAAUCAUAGAAUCAGGUAUAGAGAAGGAGAGACCCUCAUCCUUCCUGCGGCAAGAGAUUCUCUGCGCAGCCAGGCUCACAUUACCCUCUGGAGAUGGCUUUCUUUGCCAUUCUGGUACAGGCGUGCAUUUUCGGCUUGCUGCAUUAUUUAUCAAGAUUUCAUCGGAGCUCGGUGCUCCGGCAACUCUCUUUAUAUGGUUGGUUGCGAUUCGUCUAGAGUAGUACGGACGUA
Molecule: messenger RNA, 1600 nt
Organism: Cladophialophora immunda
Lineage: Eukaryota; Fungi; Ascomycota; Eurotiomycetes; Chaetothyriales; Herpotrichiellaceae
Exons: 5
Coding region: 160-1218 (352 amino acids)
Cellular component (GO): cytosol
Molecular function (GO): aldose reductase (NADPH) activity
Source: RefSeq, a predicted model, not a curated record